Molecule: messenger RNA, 3282 nt
Organism: Pezoporus occidentalis (night parrot)
Lineage: Eukaryota; Metazoa; Chordata; Aves; Psittaciformes; Psittacidae
Gene: TCHH
Product: trichohyalin
Exons: 4
Coding region: 1-3282 (1093 amino acids)
Biological process (GO): regulation of phosphatidylinositol 3-kinase/protein kinase B signal transduction; cellular response to cytokine stimulus; positive regulation of cell cycle G1/S phase transition
Cellular component (GO): cytoplasm
Molecular function (GO): calcium-dependent protein binding; transition metal ion binding; calcium ion binding
Source: RefSeq, a predicted model, not a curated record
AUGUCUCGCUUCUUAGACGGCAUUUCCACCAUCAUCAGCCUCUUUCACAAAUAUGCGAAGGAAGAUGGAGACUGCUCCAACCUCAGCCACAGGAAGAUGCAAGAGUUCAUCCAGAGGGAGUUUGCAGAUGUCAUAGCUAAGCCACGUGACCCUCAGACAAUUGACAAGAUUCUGCAGUUUCUGGAGUGGGAUGGUGAUGGGCAUAUUGAUUUUAAUGAAUUCCUGCUUUUGGUGUUCAGAGUGGCUAAAGCCUGCUACUGGUUCCAGCCGAAGGGACCAUACCUUCUGCAAAGAACAAAGCUGACAUCCAGUGGCAAGUUGCACCAAGAGCCUGAAAUUAAGAACAGAGGGAGCAGUCGACAGCUCCAGGAGGAGGAAGAACAAACCUGUGAGAAUAAUGACCAUCCCCUCUGUGAACCUGAACUGCAACGAGACACCAGAGUCAAUGAGCUUGAAACACUAGAGGAAAUGGGGAGUUACCAACAACGUAACACACAAAGCGUAAAUGAUGCAAUACGAAGCAGUGAGCGAAGGGAGCCAAUCCCUCAGGUGUAUGAAGAACGAAGCCGAGAGCCAUGCGACCAACGGAACAGCCAGAGAAGACGUCAGCCACCAGAGCCGAACAGACGAGGAGAUGUACAACUCCGCAAGCACAGAAGCUUGGAAGCACAGGAGCCCAGGCUGCGGAGAGGUGAGAGGAAAUAUCAAGAGGGGCCACAGCAAGACCAACUGGCAGACAUAAGGAGUCGCAGCCAGGGCUAUGAAACAAGACCACUGCAAAACCGGUGGGGUAGCCGUCAGCCACAUGAGCCAGUAGGACCAGCAAAGGAUGACAGAAACCAGCGGCCACAAGAAGCAGAUAGAGGAAGUGACAAUCAGCCACGUAAACCUGAAUUACUCACAGAAGAGAGAAGCCGCUACCACCUACGUGAGCUGGAACAAAGAGCACUUGAAGAGAAGAGCGACAAGCUACGUGAGCCUGAAUGCCUGGAUUCGAGAGUCCCGCAUCAGUCAUACAUAAAGGAACCACUAGAAAUUGACCUCAGGUACUGUGAGACCUGUGAGCUAGAAAGACGUAUCGAUGAACAAGGUACAAAUGAGGAAAAUAACCUUGAACAUGUGGAAAGUGAGCGUGAAAACCAUAAGAUUAAGGAGUGGGAAGAAAGAGAUGAUACAAGGAGGAAAGAUAGAGAACAGGAAAGGAGGACUGAUAAAGAAAGGGAGCGGGACAUCAAGGUCUAUGAGGGCCGCAGCCGAGAGACACGUGAAAGGGAAGAGCAAAGUGCCAAAACCAACCGAAGGGAGAGACGCGAAAGGCGUGACAUUGUAGCACGUGAGGCUGAAAUCGAUGGAAGGAGGCAACGCGACCUUGUGAGGCUUGAGAGGACACGAGAGACCGAUGUAUUGGCAGCAGAAGCUGACGUGAAGAUCCAUCGCGUGUCCCAGGAACUGGAGACCCGUGAAAGAGCACGUGAAAGGGAAGAGCGAGGUGCCACCAUAAACCAGACAGAGAGACGUGAGACACGUGACUUUGAAGAACGUGAGGCUGAAGUCAGUGGAAGGAGGCAACGAGAACUUGUGAGGCUUGAGAGGACACGAGAGGCUGAUGCAGUGGCAGCAGAAGCUGAGGUGAAGAUCCAUCGUGUGUCCCGGGAACUGGAGCCCCGAGAGCAGGUUGAAAGAAGGGAGCGUGACCUGGAGCUGUUGGAUGCAGAGGAAGAGAGAAGAAUUUGCCUGGAAAGAGAGGGGGAAGAGCCUCUGAGAGAGAGAAGGGUCAAGCACCAACGGGAGCUCGAUCUGGAGGUCACUGAGCGUCAACGCCGCGAGGCUCUUGAAAGGGAAGAGCGAGGUGCCACCAUCAACCUGAGAGAGAGACAUGAAAGACGUGACUUUGAAGCACGUGAGGCUGAAAUCGAUGGACAGAGGCAGCGCGACCUUGUGAGGCUUGAGAGGACACGAGAGACGGAUGUAGUGGCUGCAGAAGCUGAUGUGAAGAUCCAUCGCGUGUCCCGGGAACUGGAGCCCCGUGAGGAGCUCGAAAGAAGGCAGCGUGACCUGGAGCUGUUGGAUGCAGAGGAAGAGAGAAGACUUUGCCUGGAAAGAGAGAGGGAGGAGCCUCUGCGAGAGAGAAGGGUCGAGCACCAACAGGAGCUCGAUCUGGAGGUCAUUGAGCGUCGACGCCGCCAGGCACGUGAAAGGGAAGAGCGAGGUGCCACCAUCAACCAGACAGAGACACGCGAGAGACGUGACUUUGAAGAACAUGAGUCUGAUAUUGAUGGAAGGAGGCAACGCAACCUUGUGAGGCUUGAGAGGACACGAGAGGCUGAUGCAGUGGAUGCAGAAGCUGACGUGAAGAUCCAUCGCGUGUCCCGGGAACUGGAGCCCCGUGAAAGAGUCGAUAGAGGGGAGCGUGAUUUUGAGCGUUUGGACGCAGAGGAGGAGAGAAGAAUUUGCCUGGAAAGAGAGAGGGAAGAGCCUUUGCGAGAGAGAAGGGUCGAGCGACAACGGGAGCUCGAUCUGGAGGUCAUUGAGCGUCGACGCCGCCAGGCACUUGAAAGGGAAGAGCCAGGUACAAAAACCAGCCAACGAGAGAGACGAGUGAGACGUGACUUUGAAGAACAUGAGGCUGAAAUCGAUGGAAGGAGGCAACGCAACCUUGUGAGGCUUGAGAGGAGACGAGAGGCUGAUGCAGUGGCUGCAGAAGCUGACGUGAAGAUCCAUCGUGUGUCCCGCGAACUGGAGCCCCGGGAGGAGCUCGAAAGAAGGGAGCGUGACCUGGAGCGGUUGGAUGCAGAGGAAGAGAGAAGAAUUUGCCUGGAAAGAGAGAGGGAGGAGCCACUGAGAGAAAGAAGGUUUGAGCACCAACGGGAGCUCGAUCUGGAGGUCAUUGAGCGUCGACGCCGCCAGGCACUUGAAAGGGAAGAGCGAGGUACAAAAACCAGCCAACGGGAGAGACGAGUGAGACGUGACUUUGAAGAACAUGAGGCUGAAAUCGAUGGAAGGAGGCAACGCGACCUUGUGAGGCUUGAGAGGACACGAGAAACGGAUGUAGUGGCAGCAGAAGCUGAUGUGAAGAUCCAUCACGUGUCCCGCGAACUGGAGCCCCGUGACAGAAGGAAGAGAGAAGACUUGGCCUGGAAAGAGAGAGGGAGGCGCCUCUGCAAGAGAGAAGGGUCGAGCACCAACGGGAGCUCGAUCUGGAGGUCAUUGAGCGUCGACGCCGCCAGGCACUUGAAAGGGAAGAGCGAGGUACAAAAACCAGCCAACGAGAGAGACGAGUGA